AUGGCGGGUUUCUCGUUCUCCUGCUGUUGCCUUCUUAUAAACCCACCAAUCCUCUUCACUCUUCCCUCCGAAUCACCUCUCUUUCUUCUUGGCUCCGGCAAAGAUUCGCCGGCGACGAGACGGAGAAGUAGAAAGCUUGUGGUAUCGAACGCGCACUCUAACCCGAAGAUUAUAAACCCGAAGAAGAAGUCUAGGUAUGGGCAGACGUUGUCUCCUUAUGACAGUGAUGAAGAGGAAGAGCUUGAUGAUGAGAGUGAUGAUGAUGAUGCCGACGACUGGUUACUCAACGAUGACUUCGCGGAGGUGACAGAGUAUGAAAAGAAGAAACCUAAGUCACAGAAGCAAACCAUUGCUAAGAAAGGUGGGAAGAAGGAGGUCGUGAAAAGUUGGGAGACUGAUGAAGAAGACUUAGAUACUGGCAUUACUCAAAAUGCCUCUGACAAGAAGAAGAAGAUAGAGAAGGAUUCUUGGCGUUUAGAUGGCAGAGGAAAGGUAAGCACGAGGAAACAUGUAGCGAAACUAUACCCUAGGCUCUCAGAAGAGAUAGAUAUAGAUCCUAAAUGGGUACCUCUCCUAGAUUACUUGAGCACAUUUGGUCUGAAAGAAUCACACUUUGUUCAAAUGUACGAGCGCCACAUGCCAUCUCUUCAGAUCAAUGUCUUGUCAGCGCAAGAGAGACUCGAUUACUUGUUGAGUGUCGGUGUUAAACACAGAGACAUCAAGAGGAUGCUGUUGAGACAACCACAGAUACUUCAAUACACGGUUGAGAACAAUCUCAAAGCUCACAUUUCCUUUCUGAUGGGACUUGGGAUCCCCAAUUCCAAAAUAGGACAGAUAGUUGCUGUAACUCCAUCUCUGUUCUCUUACAGUGUCGAGAACUCCCUGAGACCAACGAUAAGGUAUUUGAUCGAAGAAGUUGGGAUAAACGAAAACGAUGUUGGCAAAGUUGUGCAGCUUAGCCCUCAGAUUCUUGUUCAGCGGCUUGACAUAACGUGGAACACUCGUUACAUGUUCCUCUCCAAGGAGUUGGGAGCUCCUAGGGACAGUGUGGUGAAGAUGGUGAAGAGACAUCCGCAGAUUCUUCACUAUAGUAUUGAUGAUGGGUUCUUGCCUCGGAUCAAUUUUCUUAGAAGCAUUGGGAUGUGCAAUUCUGAUAUAUUGAAAGUCUUAACUAGCCUUACACAGGUUUUGUCUCUUUCACUGGAGGAUAAUCUAAAGCCAAAGUACAUGUAUUUGGUUAAUGAGCUGAAGAACGAGGUGCACAUUUUGACUAAAUAUCCAAUGUACCUGAGCUUGUCCUUGGACCAAAGGAUACGCCCACGCCACCGGUUCUUGGUUGAGUUAAAGAAAGUGCGGAAAGGUCCAUUCCCUCUUAGCUCACUGGUUCCAAACGAUGAGAGCUUUUGUCAACAAUGGGCGGGAACUAGUGUAGAUAAGUAUCUCGCUUUUCGUCAGAGACUGUUACUCAAGGAUUUUGCAAACAAGUAUGAAAAGAGAGGAUGA
Messenger RNA from Eruca vesicaria subsp. sativa (arugula), 1503 nucleotides. The record is from the annotation of a GenBank genome assembly. NCBI's taxonomy places the organism in Eukaryota, Viridiplantae, Streptophyta, Magnoliopsida, Brassicales, Brassicaceae.